ACAGAGACAGACGACCAUAAUUACCAUAAAAACAUCACUACAGAAGAAAACGAGCGAGAGAUUUACAGUUUUUCUUGAUUUCACAGGAGUUUUUGAGGUUAUGGUUUUAUUCUAAUGGAUCUAGUGCAGUUUUAUCACCCGGAAUCCUUUUCUUUCCCUUCUGAACAGAACGCCUUCAUGGACAUGAUGUCAGUCAGCGGACACUGUCCCCCCUACAUUAAGACCGAACCAUCAAGUCCCUCCUCCCUGUCAGACAGUCUGACCCAGCACAGUCCCGGAGCCUCAUCAGACGCCGGGAGCAGCUACAGUUCAGGACCUAAAGGAAACCCGGCAGGCCUGGACUCUCCGGGAUCAUACCCGCGCGGCACCCCCUGCAGGCUGCUGGAGGAAGCGCAGUCAAAGGGAGAAUACGGGCUGAGCUCGGGCCCUAAACGCUUGUGCCUUGUGUGUGGAGAUGUCGCUUCUGGAUUCCACUAUGGAGUGGCUUCAUGCGAGGCCUGCAAAGCAUUUUUCAAACGCACCAUCCAAGGGAACAUAGAGUACAGUUGUUCAGUCAGCAGAGACUGUGAGAUCACUAAACGGAGAAGGAAGUCCUGUCAGGCCUGUCGCUUCACCAAGUGUCUGUCUGUGGGGAUGCUGAGAGAAGGUGUGCGUUUGGACCGGGUUCGAGGAGGACGGCAGAAGUAUAAGAGGAGAAUUGACUCUGAUUCCAGUGUUUACCUCAGUGUGCCACUUCCUCACAGAAAACCAGUGUCCUGCAGCGCUCAAGCUGAAAAUAAGGUGGUGACGCUUCUGCUGGGGGCGGAGCCAGAGAAGGUGUGUGCCAUGCCUGACCCCGCCCUUCCUGACAGUGACAUCAAAGCCCUGACGACCCUGUGUGACCUCGCUGACCGAGAGCUGGUGUUGAACAUCAGCUGGGCCAAACACAUACCAGGUUUCUCCAGGCUCUCUCUGUCGGAUCAGAUGAGUCUCCUUCAGAGCGCCUGGAUGGAGAUCCUGGUUCUGCGGGUGGCGUUUCGCUCUCUGCCCUGCGACGACAGGCUGCUGUUUGCGGACGAUUAUAUCAUGGAUGCGGAACAGGCCAAAUGUGCCGGUCUGCUGGAGCUGCACACGGCCAUAUUACAGCUGGUGCGCAGAUACAGAUGCAUGAGUCUGGAGAGAGAAGAGUUCGUCACUCUGAAGGCCAUCGCUCUCGCUAACUCAGACUCGAUGCACAUUGAGGACGUGGAAGCAGUUCAGGGUCUUCAGGACGCCCUGCACGAGGCUUUGCUGGAUUACGAGUGUGUGCAUCACAGUGAGGACCCUCGACGGGCAGGAAAACUCAUCAUGACUCUUCCUCUCCUCCGCCAAACCUCCGCUAAAGCCGUUCGUCAUUUCUGCAGCAUCAAACAGGACGGACGCGUCCCAAUGCACAAACUCUUCCUGGAGCUGCUGGAGGCCAACAUCUGAUCCGAAAGCCCAGUGGACCUGUCAGACUGAGAUGACACGCCACCUCUCGCACACCGUUGGCUGAGGGAGGAUUGGUCACAGAUACAGGGGAAAUUACUUAAUAACACGGGAUAUAUUCCAUAUGGAUACAGUUGCAUAUGUAGUUGAGGUCAAAAUGAUUCACCUCCUGUGAAUUUUUGUUUGUUUUCUAUUUCAAAUAUUUCCCAAAUGAUGUUUAACAGAGCAAGGAAUUUUUGACAGUAUUUCCUACAAUAUUUUUUCUUCUGGAGAAAGUCUUAUUUGUUUUAUUUCGGCUAGAAUAAAAGCAGUUUUUAAUUUUUUUUAACCAUUUUAAGGUCAAUAUUAUUAGCCCCAUUAAGCUAUUUUUUUCUCAAUUGUCUACAAAACAAACUAUUAUGUUUAGAAAUGUGUGGAGAAAAAAAAUAUACAGGGGGCUAAUAAUUCUGACUUCAACUGUUGUUGAGGAUGAUCAAUAAUAAUGUCAAAGGUAUCAAAUAUACUGCACAUGAAGAGACCACUUGAAUGUUUUCUGGAUUUACUCAGUUUGGUAGGUUUUGGGUUUGAGUAAACAGUUCAUGUUUGUUUGUCUAUAAAGGUCUGAUAACAUUUCUUACAGAUAUUUCAAACAGAAAUAUUGUCAUUCAGAGAAUUUUAUCUCUAAAAUGAUUGAAAAUCAGUGGUUAUUAAGCCAAAUAUUGAUUUCUUAAAGGUCUCGUGUAAUUAUUAUUAUUAUUUUUUAAUCUUAGUAUUGGUAACUGCUUAGUUAGUGUUGGUAAUCUGCUUCAACGUUGGUUUUGUGUUGUCUUAAAAUAAAUAAACCUCAUUUAUUUUUGUCAUGUUGACCAUUUAUCAGUCACAGAUGCUUCAGGACAAAACAAAAACAAUGUUUUACUCAAACACAUCUACAGUAUACAUUCAUUGUAAAUCCAGAAAACAGAAUUUUCAUGUGCACUACUGUUCAAAGGGUUUCAUUUCGUUUUAUAAAACAGAAAUGAAUGAAACUGAUCAAAAGCGAUGCUGAAGACAUUUGUAAUGUUACAAAAUGUGCAACAUCUUUCAAACGAAUGCACAUUAGACUGAUUUCUGAUCAUGUGAUGGUGAAGACUGGAGUAAUGAUGCUGGACAUUCAUUACUUUUCAAAUAUGUUCAGGAAGAAAACAGUAAUAGCAGUCGGUGAUGAUCUUUUACAGUAUUACUGGUUUCAUUGCUUUUUCUUAUCAAGUAAAUGCAGCUUUGGAGAGCUGAAGAGACGAAACAUAGAGUUGAAGACAAAAUUAUAUUAUUAUUAUUAUUAAAUUACUUAAUAAUUUAGUAUGGGGCGAUGCAGUGGCGCAGUAGGUAGUGCUGUCGCCUCACAGCAAAAAGGUCACUGGUUCGAGCCUCGGCUGGGUCAGUUGGUGUUUCUGUGUGGAGUUUGCAUGUUCUCCCUGUGUUCGCGUGGGUUUCCUCCGGGUGCUCCGGUUUCCCCUGCAGUCCAAAGACAUGCGGUACAGGUGAAUUGGGAAAGCUAAAUUGUCCGUAGUGUAUGUGUGUGAGUGAGUGUGUAUGGAUGUUCCCCAGAGAUGGGUUGCGGCUGGAAGGGCAUCCGCUGCGUAAAACGUGCUGGAUAAGUUGGCAGUUCAUUCCGCUGUGGUGACCCCAGAUUAUUAAAGGAACUGAGCCGAAAAGAAAAUGAAUAAUUUAGUAAUUUUCAAAGGGGCUAAUAAUACUGACCACAGCAGUUUAAUUAACAAUAAAUAUAAUAGGAAAUACUGUGAAACAUUUCCUUCACUGUAAUGAAUCCUUUGGGUAAUAAAUGGGUUCCACUCAAUCGAUUUGUUGGGACAACAUGAAGGAAUUGUUAUCUUAUUAGUUGUAACGAUGGUUCAUUACACUGUGGCGACCCAGGAUUAAUAAAGGAACUAAGCCGAAAAGAAAAUGAAUGAAUGAAUUAGUUGUUACAAAUGGGUUGAACUUAAAACAAUGAAAGGCUUGUACACACCGGGGCGCUUUUCACUCGUGUUUAUCGUCAACGUUUUUGAAGAUGUUUUUCUGCAUUCAAUCCCAGGUGAUUUUCAUCAGCGUUGAGCAGAGUGAACGCACAAAAUGACCCGCUGACAUUAGAUGGCGCUUAGUGAACGUCAUGUAAGUCAGAAAAGAAGAGAGAAAUGAAACUCCCUAUUAAAUCCUAUUCGCUACUCUCCACUCCUACUGACAUUAUUGUAGCUGCGGUUAUCAUUUAGCUCUUUGUGUUCGGACACAAAUGAAAAAAAAAAAAAACAGCUCCACAUUCAUCUGCUUCUGUGCGUCAUCUUCAUUGAAUGAAAGUGAAACUAAGAUCGCCUCGGCUGUUUUGCACUUGAGCGCCUCCGCGUGGUGUUUACUUUAAGUUCAGCAGCUCCAGGCACGUGAACAAAAGCGCCAGUCUGAUUGGUGGAGAAAACUAGUGGAAUAAAAACAAGCAUGAGGCGUUUUUUAAAAAAAUGACGACUUUUACGCCUGGCGUUUUGCGUGUUGGUGUGCACGAUCACAGUAGUGUCCUUUGUUUAGUCACAAGGCGUUGAAUGUUUUGCAAAAAGCGCCCCGGUGUGAACGAGCGUUAAGUUGUUACUAAAAAACACCUCAAGAAUAAUGUUUCGGCUCAUUUUAAAUAAGUAAUUUGAAUAAACAGCAAACGUAUUUUCUGCUAAACAUCGCU
Messenger RNA from Danio aesculapii, 4126 nucleotides. RefSeq names its product estrogen-related receptor gamma b (gene esrrgb). NCBI's taxonomy places the organism in Eukaryota, Metazoa, Chordata, Actinopteri, Cypriniformes, Danionidae. The record is from RefSeq and is a predicted model, not a curated record. The transcript has 7 exons. Gene Ontology annotation, biological process: regulation of DNA-templated transcription. Gene Ontology annotation, molecular function: DNA-binding transcription factor activity; nuclear steroid receptor activity; steroid binding. Gene Ontology annotation, cellular component: nucleus. Bases 115 to 1449 code for a protein of 444 amino acids.